Metarhizium brunneum ARSEF 3297 is the source of this 2631-nucleotide messenger RNA. The record is from RefSeq and is a predicted model, not a curated record. Lineage: Eukaryota; Fungi; Ascomycota; Sordariomycetes; Hypocreales; Clavicipitaceae.
AUGCCUGCCCCAACCGUUGAAGCACCAGCGGUCUCGCUGUCCUUUGCAAACAAUUUCUGGGGUAAGGAAGAUGCGGGAGUCGGGCCGCUUCUGGAGCGGAUGCAAAGUGCAAAGACUACAUCGGACGAGCUUAAGUCAUUCUAUAGUGCUCGCGCAUCAAUUGAAGACGAAUAUGCUAGAAAGCUACUGCACCUCAGCCGAAAGUCUCUGGGCUCCCACGAGAUGGGCUCUUUAAAGACAUCAUUGGAUACUGUCAGAGUGGAGGUGGAGUCAAUGGCCAAACAACACCAGGGUAUCGCCGCCCAGAUGAAGUCAGAGUUGGAAGAGCCAUUGGCGGCAUUUGCCGGCGGCAUGAAGGAAAGACGGAAGAUUGUGCAAAAUACGGUUGAGAAGCUGCUCAAAACCAAAAUCCAGCAGACGCAACAGGUGAACAAGACUAGAGACAAGUAUGAGCAAGAGUGCCUGAAGAUCAAAGGCUACCUAGCCCAGGGACACAUGGUGAUGGGACAGGAAGAGCGUCGUAACAAGGCAAAGCUGGAGAAGACGCAAAUCUCUCUGGCCACUGCAAACACUGAAUACGAGAGUGCCGUGAAAAUACUGGAGGAGACUACAGCCAGGUGGAACCGAGAAUGGAAGGCUGCGGCAGACAAAUUCCAAGACCUCGAAGAGGAGCGUCUGGACUUCAGCAAGAGCAGCCUGUGGACAUUUGCCAAUGUUUCCUCCACAGUUUGCGUUAGUGAUGACGCAUCAUGCGAGAAAAUCAGGUUAUCACUUGAGAACAUGGAGGUGGAGAAGGACAUCAUCCAUUUCAUCACAGAGAGAGGAACAGGCCAAGAAAUCCCUGAUCCCCCAAAGUACAUCAACUUCUGCCGAGGUGAUGUCAAUGAUGGCCAGUCUGAAGUGUCAGAGGAUGAUAAUUACUCCGUGGCCCAGUUCCCACGAAGCAUCAACCCAGCCUUCCGAUCCUCUUCACCUCAACCAUCAACUUUUGAAUCUCACCACGACCCGAACUCCAUGCUGGCAAACAACUUGGCACACAGGGAACCCAGGGAGCCCCCGCAGCCAACCAGCCGCGAGGCAAUAGUGACGCCUCAGAAGGCGCCUCCGCCAAUGCGAAACUCUGUGGACGAACAGCGUCGAGGACAGGGACAGCAAAAGCCGCCGCAGUAUGAUGUAAAUCAGCAUGGCCCUCUAGCUGCGGUCCCUCAUGAUCCCUAUCCUAUGGACGGCAUGACGAUGCUGUGUCGAACUGGGCCUCCGGGUCCCCAGUCGGACCGCAGCUCACAACCACAUUCGGCUCGACCCUCUAGCCGUGAAUCUCACAGCGACUAUUCUAUUCCUACUUCCCUGUCCAGUGUUGAACCUCCAAGCGGACAGGCCUCGCCCGUGAAGCAAGAACCCGUGGAAACUCGGAGCCCAGAGAAGCGAGUACUGAAGAAGAAGAGUGGUUUCUUUCAGAACCACAGUCCAUUUCGCCGGAAAAGCACCAAAGAAGUGCAAGCUCCGUCCCAAAACCGAAGCACGUGGCAUGUUGCUCCGGGCAGAGCAGAGUUGGAGCGUACUGCAAGCCCUGAGCCUAUUGACGCAAAUGCAAGCCUGGCUUUGGGUGUCGGUCAGAACGUGCUUCCCGUCACUACGCCUGACACUCGCAGACGACCUGGCCAGGGGCGUGAACAAGACGUUGAUCAAUCAGACCCCAUUGCCAUGGCUUUGGCGGAAUUGAAGGAUGUCAAUCUGGGUAAGCAGUCAUCACUUAGGAUGUCUGCGGACCACUAUCAUGGCAUAGCUACCCCAGCUCCGGGAGCAGAUCCAAGAUCUGGUAGACCCAGUGGUCGUGAAGCACCCCCUUCGUACAAUACUCAAGCUUCCGUCUCCCGACUGGGGGUUCCACCACCCGCCGUUACUUCUCGGGCUAUGAAGGAAGCAACAAAAAAAGCGACGGAUCAGAGCCGUGCUGUCUAUGGCAAUGCCGGAAAUCGUGGCGCAUCGCCGGCAUCGCGACCCGCGACUCGUGGGAGCGAUAUGCCUCGGGCUGCCUCACCAGCACCCACUCGCAGCGCAUCUCCUCAGCCCCGGAUGAGCGGCGACUCGCGGUACCGGUCUGCAUCUCCGAACCCGUACAGUGGUCAUCAUCGAAAUGCAUCCCAGGUCAGCGUAUCUCAGCAGCGAGGAUCAAGCCAGGGCUACUAUGGAUCGGGAUCCCCCCACGGAUCAACUCGGGGCUCUGUUCGGGGUGCUUCUCCGGCUUCAUUUAGAGGAGAUUACGACAGACCUCGUAGCAGCUAUGGUGGUGGAUCUGACAUGGCUGUGCAAUUGGCCCCGGCUGGAGAUGAUCGCUACGGCUCUCAGAGAGGCAGAGGUGCCGUUGACCUAUACGACGGGGGAUCACGACCUCGCAGCAAGAGCGUUGCUGAUCCCUCCAGACAGUACACGCGAGAUGGUAGACCCAUCUUGCAUUUCGCUCGAGCUCUGUACAUGUAUCAGGCCGCUAUUCCCGAGGAGCUUGGAUUUGCCAAGGGCGACUACUUGGCCGUACUCCGCCACCAGGAUGAUGGCUGGUGGGAAGCCGAGGUCCAUGGCGGCAAUGGACGGGUUGGGCUGGUCCCCAGUAACUAUCUUCAACCGUGUUAG